AUGGCAGCUGCAUGUGGUAAUGACAUAUCGAAUUCUUUACAUUGUCAUAAAACAAGUUGGAAUUCGAAAAAAUUUAAGAAAACAAAGUCAGCUUAUUCGGCAGCCAAAUCGCUUAUUGUACGAAGUUCUAUUAUAUAUUUACAAAAACAAACAAAAUUAUUGAAAAUUGAAAAUAAUGAAUUGAAAGAAAAUAGUAGAAAGAAUGAUGGAAAACUUAAACAAUUUCAAAAUGAUUUGAAUAUACUUGAAAAUAUUCAGCAGUUAUCGCCAGAUAAUUUAGAAACAUUUUUUGAAGAACGUAUGCAAAAAUUACAAACAUUUGUCGAUGAUCACUGUAACCAAAUUCAUACAGCUGUUCAACAGGAAACUGAGUAUUGGGACAAAAUAUAUGCAGUGAUUAAUAGAAAACUACCACAUCGUAUUAUGUCUCGCCGUUUGGCAUCACAUAAAUUCCAACAAGUUAAUCGGCCAGACGAAUCAAUUGUAACAACAAUUGACGGUGUAGAAGUAACACCGGAUUUAGAUGUACGAAUGUCAAUGCAACAAACACGCUCACGUCUAACACAAUUGAACAAAGAAGUGGCGACAUCAUUUUCAUCGACGUUGAGUAUAAAUAGAAAAUCAUCAAAUACUAAUGAAAAAGAUGAUGCUAAUUUAAAUCAAAAUGAAAAUAGAAUGCCAAAAGUACUAUCAUUAGAUCAAACAUUUGUUGUCGAUCAGCGAUUGGAACCGCUUACCACAGAAUCAACAAUAUCAUGCUCAACGUUUCCGUCGAAUGUCAAUGUACCGUUAAAUAUUGAAAAAGACGGUAUCUUUAAUAAUGAUCAAAGUACAAAUAUAGAAAUAGAAAUAACACAAAAACCAUAUUCAUUACCUAUUGCUGUUCAACAACAUCAAUCAUCAUCGCCACCAAAAAGUGAUGAUGACGACGGUAUUAAAAUAUUACCAAUACAAUUACAUUAUGCUGCUGCUGAUAUCAUUCCCAUACGAAUUAAUCAAACAUUUGCCGUAGCGGAUGUUAUAAAUGAGCGAAAAACAUUACCUAUAGAAGUGCAUGGUAUGAAUAAUAAUAAUAAUAAUAAUAAUUCAAGACCAAUGAAUGAAACAUUUUUUGUUGGAAAAACAUUCAAUUUAUCACCAGCAUUAUUAGCUAUUAAUGAACAUCAACAACAGCAGAGUGAAUCUAGUGAUAAUAUGUAUGAUUGUCUUACAAAUAGUAACAAAAACAAAUCUCCAGUUUUACAGAAUAAUGGUGCAGUCGAAUACUCUUCUUCGAUUCAUCCGAACACUAAUAAUAAUUUUCAAAUGCGAACAACAUUUGUUACGAAAAAAGCAAAAGGAAAAUUUAAACGUCCAUUAAUUUCAAUCUAUGAUUCUCCUGUGAAAAGAGAAUAUGAUGAUAGUCUUACAUCGGAUAGCGAUGAUCAAAUACAAAAAAAGUCGAUUAGCGUCAAACAAUCAAUGUCAACAAUAACAAUAACGUCCGCAUAUUCAGAAGAAAGAAAUCAAAAAUCAAAACCUCGAAGACAAAUUAUUAAAAAUAAUAAAUCAGAAAUAUCGAUUGAAAAGAAAGGUAAUAAUUUACAAACUUUAUCUUCGCCAAAACAUUAUAAUUUUCGCACCCGUAAACAACAACCUGAAAAAACGCAACUUUCAUCAGCAAUAGAAAGUCGUUCUAAAUCGCGUAGUGUAUCUCCGACAAAAACAACACGUAAUGGUAAUAGAAAAAUCGAUGAUCAAACAGCGAAAAAAAGAGUUAAAAAAAACAAUAAACGGUCAACAUCGUCACAGCGAAACGAAAAAUUAUCCACACCAAUUAUUCGCGUUAAAACGCCAUCAACAACAAAAAAAAUACCUCGGCUACGUUCACCGACACAAACACGAUCAAGAUCAUCGAUGAAUCAAAGUGAUACAAAGAAAACGAUGCGUUUAGACGUUAAAACCCCAUUAACAAAGAAAAAGUUAGUGAUGAUUCGUUUUUUUAGUACAGAAGAUUACCUUUGA
This is a messenger RNA of Didymodactylos carnosus, 2004 nucleotides long. NCBI's taxonomy places the organism in Eukaryota, Metazoa, Rotifera, Eurotatoria, Philodinida, Philodinidae. The record is from the annotation of a GenBank genome assembly.